GGAUCAGAAGCUGAACUUCUUCAAUCUGAGAUCAUUUCAUCGUGUCAGCAGAAAUGGGUGACUGGUUUAAAUUUCUGCUGUCGCACAAGGUUCAUCUUUGUUCUCAAGGCUACAGGAUUCAAACCGUUCCAGUCACAGACAUGAGUCGGUUUUAUUUAUUCUUUCUGAUGCUCAUCAUUGCUCUUAUUUCACCACAGCCGGUAAGAGGAAAGGGCUGUGUGUGCGAGCUACACAAUUCAGAGUCUGCAUUCCCUGAAAACAAGCUCAGCAACGUAGAGAUCAUUGCCAAGGAGUGUAUAAGAAACAUCAGUUCAGAAAAGAGGACAGAAGGUGACAGACUUGUGCUGGGUCUACAACAUCGUAUACAACAUCUAAACGAGAAUGUGUCCAUGCUGGAAAAAGAAGACGAUGGAAAUCUGUAUGCGGCUGUGUCUCUGCGCAUCAUUCAGUUAGAGUUAGCUGAGAUUCAAGAUCUUCUGGACAAACUCAGCAGAUCCACCAGCAAUAACCAGCAACUCAGUGCAGCGACUGCAGUUCAGCUUCAGGAUAUGAAUGAGACAAUGAUGGAUCUGGAAGACUUUGACCACACACUGGUGAUGGAGAAACAGCGUGAAAACCAGCGUAUUAAAAGAGACCUGAAACUCUGCACGGAUGAGCUCAAUGCUACAUCACCACCUCCUACACUUUCCCCAGGCAACUGUGGUCUGGGUCAGAUGGUAAAUGUGUCGGGACCCAAAACCUAUUCCCUCACGGUAUACGGGACGUCUUACAGUUUUGGUGCUUGGGGCAAGGAUGCAAACCCUGCUCCAGGAGAUGAGAAUAAAUACUGGCUGGUGGUCUUGUCCGCAAGUAAUGUAUUCGGGCACUUUGUCCGCCAAUACAAUAGUAUGAGUACUAUUUUAUUAGGCAUAGGUCCUACAGAUGCGUACAUAUCAAGCUCUAACCCCACAACUAACACAAUUCAGGGACCAAACAUGGUUUUGUAUGGAAAUGCGCUCUAUUAUAACUGUUAUAAUACAUAUUCCGUCUGUCGGUUUAAUUUGACGACUCGCACGGUUAGUAACGUGGCACUGCCGAGUGAUACAGGUUUUAAUAGCAAGUUUCCAUUCGGACAUCUCGGCACAACAUACGGCUAUACAGAUAUGGAUUUUGCCACGGAUGAAUUUGGUGUGUACGUUAUAUACACAACAACAAGCAAUUUCGGGAAUAUAGUCAUCAGUAAAGUUGAGACCAGCACUCCGCCCGUUCUGGGCCAAACCUGGUCAACUUCACUGCACAAAAAAACUGUCACAAAUACUUUCAUGGUAUGCGGUGUGCUGUACGCAACCAGGUAUAUAGACAAAGACAUAGAGGAGAUCUUUUACUCAUUUGACACCAAAACCAACACAGAGCGCUACGAUUGGAGAAUUCAUAUUAGGAAGAUGCAAGCCAAUAUUAAAUAUCUCAACUACGACCCCAGAGAUCAUUUGCUGUACGUGUACAGUGAUGCCUACAUUUUAACACAUGAAAUAAUAUUUGAGUAGGAAUUUGUCUAUUUCCUAAACAAAACAGUCAGUGGCUUCAGAUUUUCACCAUGCAUGUGUAUUUACACUGCUCUCUGUUGUUUGUAUGCAGUACUGCCAUUACACUUGUACUAGUAGUAGCCAAAAUAUAAUGUCUGAAGGGAUAAGGAUUUGUAUAAUAUUUGCUUUGAAUGCCCCCUUCAGGUUAGAUUAAACCAUUAAAAUAUAAGCUGUAUUGACAUGAUUGACAAAACACAAAACUUUAAAGGUAUUAUUGGACAAAAUCAUUUGGCAAAAAGUGUUUUAUAUGACUAUACAAAAAAUGAUAUGUAAUAUUAUUGUAAUACAUUAUUGUAAUACAUGUAAUAAAUCUCAAACUGACUACAA
Molecule: messenger RNA, 1889 nt
Organism: Paramisgurnus dabryanus
Lineage: Eukaryota; Metazoa; Chordata; Actinopteri; Cypriniformes; Cobitidae
Product: olfactomedin-4-like
Biological process (GO): signal transduction
Source: RefSeq, a predicted model, not a curated record